Molecule: messenger RNA, 1110 nt
Organism: Cladophialophora yegresii CBS 114405
Lineage: Eukaryota; Fungi; Ascomycota; Eurotiomycetes; Chaetothyriales; Herpotrichiellaceae
Exons: 3
Coding region: 1-1110 (369 amino acids)
Source: RefSeq, a predicted model, not a curated record
AUGUCGACGACGGGAGAAAACCCCCAUAUGGAUCUGGAUCCUAAAUAUGACGAUUACGACUUCCCUACGACUGCUCCGGAGAAUCAGUCAGGUCAUCCCGGCCACACCACCAAGGAACAAGAUGCCCAAGUCCACCAGCUGCGAGCCAUGCUCGAGAAGGAAGGCUACAAGGCCCGGUUGGACACCUUGACACUGCUACGCUUUUUGAGGGCGCGCAAGUUCAACGUCGAGAACGCCAAGGCGAUGUUUAUCAAGAACGAGCAAUGGCGGAAAGAAUUCGGCACCGACGACCUGGUUCGAACCUUUGACUACAAGGAGAGGCCCCAAAUGUUUGAAUACUACCCACAGUAUUAUCACAAAACUGACAAGGACGGCCGCCCAGUCUAUAUUGAACAGUAUGGCAAGAUCGAUUUGAAUGCCAUGUACAAAAUCUCUACCGCAGAGCGAAUGGUUCAAAACCUGGUUGUUGAGUACGAGAAGGUUGCCGACCCGCGUUUGCCCGCUUGCUCGCGGAAGGCAGGCAAGCUUCUCGAGACAUGCUGCACCAUCAUGGACAUGAAGGGUGUUGGGGUGGGCAGAAUUCCCUCGGUCUACGGCUACCUCAAAUCUGUCAGCGCCAUUUCGCAGGACUACUAUCCGGAGCGACUGGGCAAACUGUACAUCAUCAAUGCCCCGUGGGGUUUCAGCAGCGUCUUCAGUUUUGUCAAAUCCUUCCUCGACCCCAUCACCGUCGCCAAAAUUCACGUCCUCGGUUCAGGUUACCAGAAGGAAUUACUGGCUCAGGUUCCCGCAGAAAACCUUCCGAAGGAGUUUGGCGGCACCUGCGAGUGCCCAAGUGGAUGUCAAUUCAGCGAUGAAGGCCCUUGGCAAGAUCCUGCAUAUGCAAAGCCACCGAAAUGGGCGAGGAACGAUCCCGUUACCGACAGGGAAGCCAACAAUACGGUUCAACCGGCUCCAGGAGGUGGUGCCCAGGACCCGCUAACAAAGCCAGAACCCGCCCCAGCUACAGCACCUGCGCAAGCCGAAAACGUGCCUUCUGAAGGACCCAAGAUGCCCUUGGAGGAUUCACACGCAACAGGGUUCGGGACGACAGGAUCAGGGAUGAACUAG